Molecule: messenger RNA, 1773 nt
Organism: Heterobilharzia americana
Lineage: Eukaryota; Metazoa; Platyhelminthes; Trematoda; Strigeidida; Schistosomatidae
Source: the annotation of a GenBank genome assembly
AUGUUGCUUUCUAAAGGACAAAUAACUGUUAAAGAAAGGCAACACGACUACUUGUACGAUCCACUGUACAGUCUUUCAAGUGGGGUCGACCAUGCACGAGUUGCUACUAAGGCGCGUGCUAAUUUAAGCAAGCUGCAAAAGUUGUUUUCUUUUGAGAAUCUUUUCAGCGAGAUACCUAUAUAUCUUCCAUACAAAUGGCGUUUGAGCACAAAAGAUCCUGUUCCUGACUCUGUAUCCAAACAUUUCAAUCCUGUAGAUGUAUGUAAAGAGUUGGUUAAGAUUCAGCUCAGGAAGGGAGAAACUCCUAUGGAUGGCCACAUCUUUGGAGGGAUGGAUAGACCGAAAUACUUCACUUACCAUACAUCAUCAGUUUAUCCAUAUCCUUCAGGAGAUGUUAAAAAUUUAGAUAUUACACUGGAUUCCUUAAGUGGGAAUAGAGGUAUAACACAAACAAAUUUAAUUCCAAAACCACCUACUUAUGUAUCACGUUGUGUACAAACAAUGUAUCGUGAAUCAGAAGCACAAACUGAUCCAUAUUCACCUCCUUAUAUUGUUAAUACUGGUGAAACACCUGAGAUACUAACAUUAGCAUCUUUAGUAUAUGGACGUGGACUACCGGCUAAUUUAAUACUGGAGAAUUUAGAAAAUCGUGAAUGGUAUUAUAGAGAACGUGAAGUUGAAGCCCUUCAAGAAGUUCGAUUAAAUGUACUUGCCCAACUUUUACGUAAACGUGAAGAACGUCAACAAGAGGUGAUAGCUAAACGACUUGAUCGAACAUGGCAAGAAAGAUGUGCACAAAAAGAAGCAAAAUGUAGAGCUAUACAAUACCGUUACAUUACAGAGUUACGCAAGUUAUUGAAACGUCGAUUAGCAAAUAAAGAAGUGAAAUUUAAACGCGAUAUAAUAGGUGAUUAUGCUAGACCAUCAUCUCAAGUUUUUGCUCCACUAACUCGACUGGGUGUAUUCCCUGAUCGUAGUUCUGAAAAUUACAUUGUCAAAAAUAUAUAUCUGACCAGUUAUGAAGGUUUACUAGAUUUGGAAGCUAGUUUACCACGAUUUGUAUUUGAACCAAGAAUAAAAAUAAAGAAACCAAUAAUGUAUACGAAAGAUGGAUUUCUAAGACGUGAAUAUCGUCAUCAAAAAGAAUUAACUGAUUUACAUGAUUAUUUGAAAAGAACAUCAGCAAACGAAGAAGAGGCUGUUCCAAGAAAACCAAGAUUUUUACAAAAGAUUGAAAAGCCGAUACCACGUCCACUUACCCCAGGCAUUUCUCCACCAGCCAGUGAAGAAUCUGAGGAACAUGAAUUGGCUGCAAUUGUAUUGCAACAAUUAAUACGUGGACGUGCUAUACAAACACAAAUGUAUGAAGGCAAAGAAAAACGUAGUGAAUUGAUCGCUGAGUUAAGAUCUACACAUGCUUUACUAGAAGAUGAUCAGGCUCAAAAGAAGCGUGAAAAAUUAAAAAUAUUAUCAAGACAAGAAGAUCACAGUCAUAUAUUACAUCAGGAGCAUAUAAUGGAAGAUAUACUGGGACGAUUUGAAUGUGAUAGUUUAGCAAAUAUGUUAGAUUUCUUAAGUAAAGAACUUGAUAGGUUGAUUGAAGAAAGACGUAUACAUGCAUUAAUAUUACUGGCUGAACGUCAACGUCGAAUAAAAGAAGCUGAAGAAAGUGGUACACGUCAAAAAGAAGAGCGUAGAAGACGAGAACAAGAUGAAAUUUUUAAACAGGUAAAAUAUUGAUUUAUAAUAAUUUUAGAAAAAUUUAACAUGCUA